This is a messenger RNA of Choloepus didactylus (southern two-toed sloth), 3584 nucleotides long. RefSeq names its product DNA ligase 4 (gene LIG4). Gene Ontology annotation, molecular function: DNA binding; ATP binding; DNA ligase (ATP) activity. The transcript is spliced from 2 exons. Gene Ontology annotation, cellular component: DNA-dependent protein kinase-DNA ligase 4 complex; DNA ligase IV complex. Gene Ontology annotation, biological process: double-strand break repair via nonhomologous end joining; DNA biosynthetic process; nucleotide-excision repair, DNA gap filling. The record is from RefSeq and is a predicted model, not a curated record. NCBI's taxonomy places the organism in Eukaryota, Metazoa, Chordata, Mammalia, Pilosa, Megalonychidae. The coding region runs from base 156 to 2894 and encodes 912 amino acids.
GGCGAAACCGGCCUAUUUUGGCUUCAGAUUCCGGUUUGGUGGCGUUGCUUUUGGUCCCACUUUAGGAGGGAAGUUCGUUCAGCGGCGCUGGACAGAAGUGGCCUUGUAUUCAACACAACAAGCAAGAGUAAACCAGAGGAAUCCCCGGAGCUUCAAUGGCUGCCUCACAAGCUUCACAAAUUGUUGCAUCACACGUUCCUUUUGCAGAUUUAUGUUCAACUUUAGAACGAAUACAAAAAAGUAAAGGACGUGCAGAAAAAAUCAGGCACUUCAGCGAAUUUUUAGAUUCUUGGAGAAAAUUUCAUGAUGCCCUUCAUAAGAACCAAAAUGAUGUCACAGACUCUUUUUAUCCAGCAAUGAGACUUAUUCUUCCUCAGCUAGAAAGAGAGAGAAUGGCCUACGGUAUCAAAGAAACUAUGCUUGCUAAACUUUAUAUCGAAUUGCUUAAUUUACCAAGAGAAGGAAAAGAUGCCCUUAAACUUUUAAAUUACAGAACACCUACUGGAACUCGUGGAGAUGCUGGAGACUUUGCAAUGAUUGCAUACUUCGUGUUGAAGCCAAGAUGUUUACAGAAAGGAAGUUUAACUGUACUGCAAGUGAAUGACAUUUUAGACUCAGUUGCCAGUAAUAAUUCUGCCAAAAGAAAGGACCUGGUAAAGAAGAGUCUUCUUCAGCUUAUAACUCAAAGCUCAGCACUUGAACAAAAGUGGCUCAUACGAAUGAUUGUGAAGGAUUUAAAACUUGGUUUUAGUCAGCAAACUAUAUUUACCAUUUUUCAUAGUGAUGCUGUUGAGUUGUAUAAUGUAACCACAGAUCUGGAAAAAGUCUGUAGGCAACUGCAUGAUCCUUCAGUAGGGCUCAGUGAUAUUUCUAUCACUUUAUUUUCUGCCUUUAAACCAAUGCUAGCUGCUAUUGCAAAUAUUCAGCACAUAGAGAAGGACAUGAAACAUCAGAGUUUCUACAUCGAAACCAAGUUAGAUGGUGAGCGUAUGCAAAUGCACAAAGAUGGGGAUGUGUAUAAGUUCUUCUCCCGAAAUGGAUUUGACCACUAUACUGAUCAUUUUGGUGCAUCGCCACGUGAAGGUUCUUUAACACCAUUCAUUCAUAAUGCAUUCAAAAUAGAUUUACAAAACUGUAUCCUUGAUGGUGAGAUGAUGGCCUAUAACCCUGAUACCCAAACUUUUAUGCAAAAAGGGAAUAAGUUUGAUAUUAAAAGAAUGGUAGAAGAUUCUGAUCUACAAACUUGUUAUUGUGUUUUUGACAUAUUGAUGGUUAAUAAUAAAAAACUAGGACAUGAGACCCUGAAAAAGAGGUAUGAAAUUCUUAAUAGUAUUUUUACACCAAUACCAGGUAGAAUCGAAAUAGUGCAGAAAACACAGGCUCAUACUAAGAAAGAAGUAAUUGAUGCUUUGAAUGAAGCCAUAGAUAAAAGAGAAGAGGGAAUUAUGGUAAAAUAUCCUCUGUCCAUUUACAAGCCAGACAAAAGAGGUGAAGGAUGGCUAAAAAUUAAACCAGAGUAUGUAAGUGGACUAAUGGAUGAACUGGACAUCUUAAUUGUUGGAGGCUAUUGGGGCAAAGGUUCACGGGGUGGAAUGAUGUCCCACUUUUUGUGUGCAGUGGCAGAGAAGCCCCCUCCUGGUGAAAAACCGUCUGUUUUUCAUACUCUCUGUCGUGUUGGCUCAGGUUACACCAUGAAAGAACUGUAUGAUCUGGGCUUGAAAUUGGCCAAACAUUGGAAGCCUUUUCAUAAAAAAGCUCCACCAAGUAGCCUUUUAUGUGGAACAGAGAAGCCAGAAGUGUACAUUGAACCUUGUAAUUCUGUCAUUGUUCAGGUUAAGGCAGCAGAGAUUGUCCCUAGUGAUAUGUAUAAAACUGACUGCACCUUGCGUUUUCCACGAAUUGAAAAGAUAAGGGAAGACAAAGAAUGGCAUGAAUGCAUGACUGUGGAUGACUUAGAACAACUUAGGGGAAAAGCAUCUGGAAAGCUUGCUUCUAAACACCUUUGUAUAGGUGGUGAUGAUGAACCACAGGAAAAAAAGCGGAAAGUUGCCCCAAAGAUUAAGAAAGUUAUUGGAAUUAUUGAACAUUUAAAAGCACCUAAUCUUUCUAACAUAAGCAAAGUUUCUAAUAUAUUUGAAGAUGUGGAGUUUUGUGUUAUGAGUGGAAUAGACAGCCAUCCAAAGCCUGAUCUGGAGAACAGAAUUGCAGAACUUGGUGGUUACAUAGUACAAAAUCCAGGCCCAGACACGUACUGCAUAAUUGCAGGGUCUGAGAACAUCAGAGUGAAAAACAUCAUUUCUUCAAAUAAACAUGAUGUUGUAAAGCCUGAUUGGCUUUUAGAGUGUUUUAAGACCAAGAGCUGUGUGCCAUGGCAGCCUCGCUUUAUGAUUCAUAUGUGUCCAUCAACAAAACAACAUUUUGCUCGUGAGUAUGAUUGCUAUGGUGAUAGUUAUUUUGUUGAUACAGACUUGAACCAACUGAAGGAAGUGUUCUCAGGAAUAAAAAAUUCCAAUGAACAGACUUUUGAAGAAAUGUCUUCUGUGAUUGCUGAUUUAGAAUAUCGAUAUUCCUGGGACAGCUCUCCUCUUAGUAUGUUUCGGCGCUACACCAUUUAUUUGGACAUGUAUGCUUUUAUUAAUGACUUGAGUACCAAAAUUGAAGGAACAAGAUUAGCUAUUAAAGCCUUGGAGCUUCGAUUUCAUGGAGCAAAAAUAGUUUCUUAUUUAGCUGAGGGAGUAUCUCAUGUAAUUGUUGGAGAAGAUCAUAGUCGUAUUGCAGAUCUGAAAGCUUUUCGGAGAACUCUUAAGAGAAAAUUUAAAAUCCUGCAUGAAGGUUGGGUAACUGACUCAAUAGACAAGUGUGAACUACAGGAGGAAAAUCAAUAUUUGAUUUAAAGCUAGCUUUCCUAGUGAGCAGAUCCUCUGAUUCAUCUGGCAAACUCACUGCAGUAUUUGGUAAUCAUAAAAUAUUAAACCUCAUUUAAUUCUAUUUCUCUGAUCAUCUAUCCUGUAUGGCAUUAUUAAAUAAGGGAAAACAAUAAUUUUAAGUUUUGGGAUUGAAAAGACACUAAAUGGCCCAAAGCCCAGGAAGAAAUACUGUUAGCAGUAUAAUAUUUGGUGAUUUUUAUAAUUAAGAUGAAAUCAACAGUUUUAAAAGAGGUGUUUAUGUGAUAUCUCUAUAGAAAUCUGAAUUUUGACUCAAAUAAAUUUAGAAGCUUUCAGAGCAUUAAAAGUCUUUACCUUUUAAAAAGGAUUUUCUGAAGUUAAAAUUUUAAUAAUAGUUUUUAUCUGAUGAAGGUAGCAUGGCAAGAAAAUAGAAUUGUCAGAUUUGGACUUGGAAAAAUAUUUCUUUUAAUUUGAAGACUAAAAUUCCUCUUUUAAAAGUGAAAUGAUUUACACACAUUUUUUAAGGUUAAGGUUAAGCACAUUAGCUUGUUACUGAUGUCAUUAGCUAAAUUAAGGGAAGUUGAAUGAGACUUAUUGGUCUAAAAACUUAUAGUCGGAUUAGUCUGAUUAAAAAAAAACAAAAAAAAAACCUUGCAAUUUUAAAAGUAUGUGGCCCGUGUUUAAUUUUUUUCUAAAAUA